This is a messenger RNA of Balaenoptera ricei (Rice's whale), 3012 nucleotides long. It is a transcript of the gene SAAL1, whose product is annotated as serum amyloid A like 1. Lineage: Eukaryota; Metazoa; Chordata; Mammalia; Artiodactyla; Balaenopteridae. The coding region runs from base 38 to 1462 and encodes 474 amino acids. The record is from RefSeq and is a predicted model, not a curated record. The transcript has 12 exons.
UCCGGAGCGGUUCUCGCGCGCUGGAGGCGGCCAAGUCAUGGACCGCAAUCCUUCUCCGCCGCCGCUGAGUGGGGACGGGGACGAGGAGGAGGAGGCGGCCGGGGGGGACUGCAUAGGCAGCACGGUAUACAGCAAGCACUGGCUCUUCGGCGUCCUCAGCGGGCUCAUCCAGAUUGUUAGCCCUGAAAACUCCAAAUCCAGCUCAGAUGAUGAGGAGCAGCAGAUGGAGCUUGAUGAAGAAAUGGAGAAUGAAAUCUGCAGAGUGUGGGAUAUGUCAAUGGAUGAGGAUGUGGCUUUGUUUCUCCAAGAAUUUAAUGCUCCUGACAUAUUUAUGGGAGUAUUGGCCAAAUCCAAGUGUCCUCGAUUAAGAGAAAUCUGUGUGGGAAUUUUAGGUAAUAUGGCCUGUUUCCAGGAGAUAUGUGUGUCCAUCAGCAGUGACAAAAAUCUUGGCCAGGUAUUAUUGUACUGUUUGUGUGAUUCAGACCCUCCUACUCUGCUGGAAACAAGCAGGUUGUUGCUUACUUGCCUUUCCCAGACAGAAGUGGCCAUUGUCUGGGUUGAAAGAAUCCGAGAACAUCCAGCUAUUUAUGAUAGCAUUUGCUUCAUCAUGUCAAGUUCAACAAAUGUUGACUUGCUGGUGAAGGUCGGGGAGGUUGUGGACAAGCUCUUUGAUUUGGAUGAGAAGCUAAUAUUGGAAUGGAUUAGAAAUGGGGCUGUUCAGCCUCUGGACCAACCCCAGGAAGAUUCUGAACAGCAGCCAGUGUUUCGAAUUGUGCCUUGUGUACUUGAAGCUGCCAAACAAGUACGUUCUGAAAAUCCAGAAGGGCUCGAUGUUUACAUGCAUAUCUUACAGCUGCUGACUACAGUGGAUGAUGGAAUUCAAGCAAUUGUACAGUGUCCUGACACUGGAAAAGACACUUGGAAUUUACUCUUUGACCUGGUGUGCCAUGAAUUCUGCCAGUCUGAUGAUCCACCCAUCAUACUUCAAGAGCAGAAAACAGUGCUAGCCUCUGUUUUUUCAGUGUUGUCCGCCAUCUAUGCCUCACAGGCUGAACAGGAGUAUCUAAAGACAGGAAAAGUAGAUCUUCCUCUAAUUGACAGCCUGAUUCGUGUCUUACAAAAUAUGAAACAUUGUCAAAAGAAACCAGAGAACUCAGCAGAGUCUAACACAGAAGAAACUAAAAAGUCUGAUUUAACCCAGGAUGACUUCCACUUGAAAAUCUUGAAGGAUAUUUCAUGUGAAUUUCUUUCUAAUAUUUUCCAAGUUUUAACAAAGGAGACUGUAGCUCAGGGACUAAAGGAGGGACAGUUAAGCAAACAGAAGUGUUCCUGUGCAUUUGAAAACCUUCUUCCUCUCUAUAACCCUGUGGUAGAAGACUUCCUCAAAAUCCUACGUGAAGUUGAUAAGACCUUUGCUGGUAACCUGGAGGAAAGCUUCCCAAGUUUGAAGGUUCAGACUUAAAAACUGUUGGAAUUCCUCUGCUGAAGAAAUGAACUCUAUUUUCCUUGCUGACAGUUGAAAUUGACAAACAAGAAAUAUUAGACCAUAAUUGUUUGGUUUUAUACUCAUGCCCUUCUCCUCCAGCCUUAUCUCAUUUUUGUUUGGCAUUGGAAUCUAGCUUCACUACCAUCAAACAUCAUCUCCCCCGCCCCCCGCCACUUCUUUUUUGUAUUGGUUGUGCAGUCUUUUGUCUUCUUCAGGUAAAGAAGACAAAAUACAAGCUUAUCAUUGAGGUUCUUUUUAGAAUAUUUGAGGGGUUGGUGAGGAUUUUCUUUGUAACUCUUAAUUUGAUUUUUACUCAGAAUUUUGUAUUCAUAUCCACUACAAGUACAUUCACCUGCACUAGUAGAAAACCCUACUAUAGUAGUUGCUUAAUCUGAUAACUUGUAUGUAUUUUAUGCAAUAAGAAGUCCAGAGGUGGGCAGUCCAGCCCUGAUAAGGUGGCUCAGGGACCCUGACUCCUUUCACCUCUAUGUGGUCUGCCAGGUAGACCUCUGUGUUCAUUUGUAUUGUCUUGUGGUUAAGGGGACUAUAAUAUCUCUGGUCCUUUCUUCCACAUUCAGGGAGGAAAAGGGAGAAAGAAGCAAAGGGGCUUUCUUCUAGCAAGUCUUUACCUUUUUAUUUGUAAAGGACAGCCCUCCCUGGCCAGAACCAUGUUGCAUAGCCAUUCCUAACUGCAGGUAUUUGAAAUCAAGUACUUUUUUCUUUCUAGCCUGUACAGGAGAGAAAGGCAAGAGAGAAGGGAGAUAUGAAUGGCUUUUGAGUGUACCCAAUCCAUGGUGUUUGCCACAAUAUGCAAACCUGUCUAUCCAUUUUACUUGUAUUGACUCCAUGCUAGGUUGUUAGUAACAAUUAAAAGCAAUUACUAGUUUAGCUUUGUUAUAGUUCAGUUUUUUUUUUCCAAUGUUUUAUGUAUGAAGAUGGAAAUGCUAACAUUAUGAUAAAAGCACAUUAGCAAAAUUCUCUAUCUUCAGAGAAGAUAGAAUAACAGUGGUUUAAUUUCAGAAAGUGAUUUGCUUGAGUGACUUCAGAUUUUUAAAAUUAAGAUUGAGGGAGUUUCAUAACUUCUGAUUGUUUAUAAACUGCUACACGUGAUUUCCCUCUCAUACUUUAUCAUUCUUUAUAAUGCUUCUUAAUGAAAUAUAUUCAGAGAAUCAACCAGGUACACUUAUAGGAAGCACCCAGUUUGCAUUAUUUCAGUUACUGAAAGUGGACUUUUAAUAGAUUUUCAGAAAAUAUCAGUUAUGAAUGAAAAAGCCAGCUUUUUAAACCUCUCUUCUGGUAUAGCCUCUUUUCAGUUUAUUGCAGAAUCUUUUAGACUUUAAAGCAUUGGUCUUGCCUCACACUUUGUAUUCUUUCCUUGAGUGACUUUUGCUGAUAAAACACAGGGGUGUCCUGUGUUAUUUAUAAGAGAUAUAUCAAUAUAAUUUCCAGUUUGGGGAUAGUUUUAUUGUUGAAAGUAUCCCUGCUGAAAAGAAUUGAACUAUAAAAUUAAAAUCGUACCGAUUAAA